This is a messenger RNA of Symbiodinium natans, 1074 nucleotides long. The record is from the annotation of a GenBank genome assembly. Lineage: Eukaryota; Dinophyceae; Suessiales; Symbiodiniaceae.
AUGACGCAGUGGGGCAAGGUCGUGGCCAUCAACAGCCUGACAGCUGCUGGGACAACGCCGCUGGAGAUUGAGGUUGAUGACUUGCCCCCCCUGCCUGCGGAGCGGAACCUCGCAGAAGGCAUCAAGAUCCUCUAUCAAACCUGCCAGCUGUAUGACCUCAACUUGGUUGUUGGCACUACCCGUCUGCCUGCUCACAAGGUGGUUCUGGCAUCCAUGAGUCGGGCAUGCUGCGAGCAGGUGCAGAAGGCUGUGAAAGAAUUCCAGCAGCAGCGUCAGCCUGCGUCACCCUCCAACACCAGCAGUGACACCGAGAAAGCUGAGAAGGCACCGCCAUCGGGUUCAGAUGCUGAACCAGAAGAGAAGGCUGUCGAGGUCCACCAGGAAGCAGCCACCACGUCGUCCGUUGAGGAGGUGCCAGCGACGUCGCCGCCGAUCUACAGCAACCAGUGGAAAGCUCCGGAUUCCACGGCGCCCGUGCCCGCUGUUCCAAGCGAGACGCACUCGGAGCCCGACAGUGAGAAGACGGCGGCAGAGACUCCGAAAGCCUUGGAGGUGCCCCUGUCCGCCACACGCCCCGAGCUGCACCUGGACAUCGCCAGCCCUGAGGCUGCCAGGGCCCUCCUGGACUUGGUCUACGGCCUUGGCACAGAGUACAACAUCAGCUCCGAUGCCGCCAAUGAAGACGUGCUGCGGUUGGCAACGCAACUGGAUGUUCCCUGCCUACAGGAAUCGGCCACAAGAUACUUGGGUCAGAACUUGACCUGCCAAAAUGCAGUCUCCCGCCUCCAAACGUGCAAAGAGUUUGGCCUCCAAGAAAUGUACGCCGCAAUUGAGGAGGAGGUGGUUUGCAGCAGGGAUGCGCUGCAGCGCAUCGCAGCUGCCGAAGAGGUCAUAAAGUUCCCUGAGAUCCUGCAGGGAUUGCUCGUGCGAUCCGCCGAAGUGCACGUUCCCAUCCCAAACGUCAAAGAGGGCAAAGAGGGAAAGCGAAAGCGCGCCGUCGAGCCAAAGACAGGCCGACCAGAAAAGAUGUCAAAGGCCCCGUCUGGUCGCGCAGUCGCAGGCGGAGGUGCCUGA